AUGAGAUCAGUUAUGCCCCUGCAGCCCAUGGAGGUCCAGGGGGAGCAGAGAUCCACCUCCAGCCUGUGGAACACCCCACACCAGAACAAGCAGAUGCUCAAAGAGGACUGUGACCCUGUGGGAACCCCCCCCCCCCCCCCCCCCCCCCCCCCCCCCCCCCCCCCCCCCCCCCCCCCCCCCCCCCCCCCCCCCCCCCCCCCCCCCCCCCCCCCCCCCCCCCCCCCCCCCCCCCCCCCCCCCCACCCCCCCCCCCCCCCCCCCCCCCCCCCACCCCCCCCCCCCCCCCCCCCCCCCCCCCCCCCCCCCCCCCCCCCCCCCCCCCCCCCCCCCCCCCCCCCCCCCCCCCCCCCCCCCCCCCCCCCCCCCCCCCCCCCCCCCCCCCCCCCCCCCCCCCCCCCCCCCCCCCCCCCCCCCCCCCCCCCCCCACCCCCCCCCCCCCCCCCCCCCCCCCCCCCCCCCCCCCCCCCCCCCCCCCCCCCCCCCCCCCCCCCCCCCCCCCCCCCCCCCCCCCCCCCCCCCCCCCCCCCCCCCCCCCCCCCCCCCCCCCCCCCCCCCCCCCCCCCCCCCCCCCCCCCCCCCCCCCCCCCCCCCCCCCCCCCCCCCCCCCCCCCCCCCCCCCCCCCCCCCCCCCCCCCCCCCCCCCCCCCCCCCCCCCCCCCCCCCCCCCCCCCCCCCCCCCCCCCCCCCCCCCCCCCCCCCCCCCCCCACCCCCCCCCCCCCCCCCCCCCCCCCCCCCCCCCCCCCCCCCCCCCCCCCCCCCCCCCCACCCCCCCCCCCCCCCCCCCCCCCCCCCCCCCCCCCCCCCCCCCCCCCCCCCCCCCCCCCCCCCCCCCCCCCCCCCCCCCCCCCCCCCCCCCCCCCCCCCCCCCCCCCCCCCCCCCCCCCCCCCCCCCCCCCCCCCCCCCCCCCCCCCCCCCCCCCCCCCCCCCCCACCCCCCCCCCCCCCCCCCCCCCCCCCCCCCCCCCCCCCCCCCCCCCCCCCCCCCCCCCCCCCCCCCCCCCCCCCCCCCCCCCCCCCCCCCCCCCCCCCCCCCCCCCCCCCCCCCCCCCCCCCCCCCCCCCCCCCCCCCCCCCCCCCCCCACCCCCCCCCCCCCCCCCCCCCCCCCCCCCCCCCCCCCCCCCCCCCCCCCCCCCCCCCCCCCCCCCCCCCCCCCCCCCCCCCCCCCCCCCCCCCCCCCCCCCCCCCCCCCCCCCCCCCCCCCCCCCCCCCCCCCCCCCCCCCCCCCCCCCCCCCCCCCCCACCCCCCCCCCCCCCCCCCCCCCCCCCCCCCCCCCCCCCCCCCCCCCCCCCCCCCCCCCCCCCCCCCCCCCCCCCCCCCCCCACCCCCCCCCCCCCCCCCCCCCCCCCCCCCCCCCCCCCCCCCCCCCCCCCCCCCCCCCCCCCCCCCCCCCCCCCCCCCCCCCCCCCCCCCCCCCCCCCCCCCCCCCCCCCCCCCCCCCCCCCCCCACCCCCCCCCCCCCCCCCCCCCCCCCCCCCACCCCCCCCCCCCCCCCCCCCCCCCCCCCCCCCCCCCCCCCCCCCCCCCCCCCCCCCCCCCCCCCCCCCCCCCCCCCCCCCCCCCCCCCCCCCCCCCCCCCCCCCCCCCCCCCCCCCCCCCCCCCCCCCCCCCCCCCCCCCCCCCCCCCCCCCCCCCCCCCCCCCCCCCCCCCCCCCACCCCCCCCCCCCCCCCCCCCCCCCCCCCCCCCCCCCCCACCCCCCCCCCCCCCCCCCCCCCCCCCCCCCCCCCCCCCCCCCCCCCCCCCCCCCCCCCCCCCCCCCCCCCCCCCCCCCCCCCCCCCCCCCCCCCCCCCCCCCCCCCCCCCCCCCCCCCCCCCCCCCCCCCCCCCCCCCCCCCCCCCCCCCCCCCCCCCCCCCACCCCCCCCCCCCCCCCCCCCCCCCCCCCCCCCCCCCCCCCCCCCCCCCCCCCCCCCCCCCCCCCCCCCCCCCCCCCCCCCCCCCCCCCCCCCCCCCCCCCCCCCCCCCCCCCCCCCCCCCCCCCCCCCCCCCCCCCCCCCCCCCCCCCCCCCCCCCCCCCCCCCCCCCCCCCCCCCCCCCCCCCCCCCCCCCCCCCCCCCCCCCCCCCCCCCCCCCCCCCCCCCCCCCCCCCCCCCCCCACCCCCCCCCCCCCCCCCCCCCCCCCCCCCCCCCCCCCCCCCCCCCCCCCCCCCCCCCCCCCCCCCCCCCCCCCCCCCCCCCCCCCCCCCCCCCCCCCCCCCCCCCCCCCCCCCCCCCCCCCCCACCCCCCCCCCCCCCCCCCCCCCCCCCCCCCCCCCCCCCCCCCCCCCCCCCCCCCCCCCCCCCCCCCCCCCCCCCCCCCCCCCCCCCCCCCCCCCCCCCCCCCCCCCCCCCCCCCCCCCCCCCCCCCCCCCCCCCCCCCCCCCCCCCCCCCCCCCCCCCCCCCCCCCCCCCCCCCCCCCCCCCCCCCCCCCCCCCCCCCCCCCCCCCCCCCCCCCCCCCCCCCCCCCCCCCCCCCCCCCCCCCCCCCCCCCCCCCCCCCCCCCCACCCCCCCCCCCCCCCCCCCCCCCCCCCCCCCCCCCCCCCCCCCCCCCCCCCCCCCCCCCCCCCCCCCCCCCCCCCCCCCCCCCCCCCCCCCCCCCCCCCCCCCCCCCCCCCCCCCCCCCCCCCCCCCCCCCCCCACCCCCCCCCCCCCCCCCCCCCCCCCCCCCCCCCCCCCCCCCCCCCCCCCCCCCCCCCCCCCCCCCCCCCCCCCCCCCCCCCCCCCCCCCCCCCCCCCCCCCCCCCCCCCCCCCCCCCCCCCCACCCCCCCCCCCCCCCCCCCCCCCCCCCCCCCCCCCCCCCCCCCCCCCCCCCCCCCCCCCCCCCCCCCCCCCCCCCCCCCCCCCCCCCCCCCCCCCCCCCCCCCCCCCCCCCCCCCCCACAUGAAGAACCAGACCCAGUGACACGGGCUGAAGAGGCCCCUCCAUAUAACCAGCUGCCACCAGAGGAAACACGCUACGCUCUUUUCACAGACGGUUCCUGUCGCAUUGUAGGGAUGAACCGGAAGUGGAAAGCAGCCGAUGCAACUUUAUCUGUAAAAUCACCAUGUGAAAAUGAUUGA
Molecule: messenger RNA, 3042 nt
Organism: Serinus canaria (Common canary)
Lineage: Eukaryota; Metazoa; Chordata; Aves; Passeriformes; Fringillidae
Product: basic proline-rich protein-like
Exons: 4
Coding region: 1-3042 (1013 amino acids)
Source: RefSeq, a predicted model, not a curated record